GUCGAGCGAGACGCACCCCACGCACCGCCUCCGCCGGCCGGCCCCCGACACGUGCUCUGCUCCAUGCCACAAGGCCUGCCAUGGACUUCCAGAGUGCAAUGGAGACGUUCGCAGAGGCCUGGGUCGCAGCCAACACCAAGUCGCCGCACCACCCGCAGCCCGUCGCCCUCGCCCACCAACAGGAACAACAGACUCAAGCGAUUUCACUGACCACCAGUCCAAACAGAUCACCAUCUCUGCCGCCUCCAGCGGCACCUCUGCCUCCGCCACCCCCGUCUCGAGGCCCAGAAGCGUCUCCAAUCGUCGGUCAGUCAAUGAGGUCAUCGUCACCUGUGUCCAGAAAGUCCUCCUCUUCCCCUGCCCACCAAAUGUCGUCCAGCGAGUCCAUUCAUGAAGGAAUCAACCUCUCCCCGAACAGCAAAGAGGCCAUGGAAGCCAGAAAAUCUGGUAAAUCGAUACCAGUUCACUGCAUAGUGGAGGUGUUGGUUCCCGAAGACGCAGGCCCACAUCCCAGGCGGAACAGGGUGGUUGUUGAAACCGACAGCUACGCUAUCAUUCCCGUAAUCACACCGUUUGAGGAGCUGGUCCACGUGGCCUUGUACAGGCUUGGCUACCCGCAGGAUUGUGCACACCUGGCCACAGGGUCUGUUGUUAUAAAAAACUGGAAGCCACUGCGUUUGGAUCGAAUCGCAGACAGCCCGCUUCUCACAGUUGGUGACAUCCUUGGCGAACUCACCACCGUCGCAACUUUGCACAUCCAAAUUGUCAAAUCUCGCCAUUCUGCCGUUCUAGACAUCAAGGACAAACUUCUGCGUUUGCUACUGAUGCAGUCCCACAACCUGCUGCUCUCCUCGGGAUGUCCCCUUGAUGAGGUUUCUGCCUGGUUUCAGAGUUUCCUGUCCCAAAUUUGCCGUGGCCAGAGCCCAUCCAUGGAACCCAGUGAAGAGGUGAAGCGUCGUUUUGACCAGUGGCUGGCCAUGCACCAGCAACCUCCGGGCUCGAUGCCCAUCUUGGGCGGUGCCCCUGCAGUCCCUCAACCUCCGCAUCCUUCUCCAUCUCUUCUGGGCCAUCCACCUUCAAUGGCCUCCAUUCCGAGGCCGACCCCUCAUUUUGUGGAUCACCGCAGACUGCCACACUCGCCAUCAAAGUUGGAUUCAUUAGCCCAACACCCAGGCAUGCCGGACCACAUGCACCCAGCACUGCAGACCGUGCAAAGCCAGUAUCCAACGCAAAAGACGCGAAUGCGCACCAGCUUCGAUCCAGAGCUGGAACUGCCCAAGCUGCAGAGGUGGUUCGCCGAGAAUCAACACCCCAGCAGGCACCAGAUUCAACAAUAUGUGAAAGAGCUAAAUGCCCUCGAAUCACGUCGCGGCCGCAAACCCUUGGAUGUCAACAACGUCGUCUACUGGUUCAAAAACGCGCGCGCCGCCCAGAAACGCGCCGAAAUGCGUCUGACCCUGAACGGCUACAGCAACGGCCCCCUCCCCUUGGGCGCCGGACUUAACCCCAACCACCACAUGCACAUGGGAGGGGGAAUGCCCCUGCUUAAGUCACCCCUCAGCCACAACGAUGGCUCCCUCUCGGACGGAGACGACGGGGACAUGCGUAGGUCGCAGCACCCUAUGCAAACCUCCCCUUACUCGUUGGUGACCAGUAGCCGGAACUCGCUGCUGAGUCACCUGACCCGAGGUCGAGAGGACGAGGAGGAGAGCGAUGACGAAGACCUGGAGGAAGAUGACUCCUCCAACCCCACCCCUUCACGAAACUCGGCCAGUCCCCACCAGGCCCACUUGGAACCACCCUCCAGCGAGCCCCUCCAACUCACCUGCAAGGAGGUCACAAAUGACGAGGAUGACAAAGACAUCAAGAAGGAAAACAAGAUGGAAACCUCCUUCAAGGAGGAGAUGUCCGAAGACGAGGAAAGACCCCCAAGUUCAAUGUCCCCACGACCAAACACCGCCCCCAGCAGUCUCAACCCCUCAUCCCCCACCAUCGAGGAGGAGAUUCACCGCCCCACCACUCCGAACUCGGAUUUUGGCCCGGGAGCUUUGGUCCCAAGAACACCAGGGACACCACUUGACCGCGGAUUUCCACUGGUGCCCAACAACAACCUGUUCAGCCACAGCAUCAUGUACAUGAGCCACUACAUCCCUGGCCUCCAACAACACGUCCAGUCAGCGGCCGCCGGCCUCAAUUUGGCCGCCGCCGCAGCUGCCGCCCAACUGGCGGCGGCUGCCUCGGCCGACGACCGCCGAAAGCGCAACCGAACCUUCAUUGACCCUGUGACGGAGGUGCCCAGGUUGGAGCAGUGGUUCAGUCUGAACACCCACCCCUCCCACAACCUGAUCCUCAAGUACACAGAGGAGCUCAAUAGGAUGCCCUACAGGCAGAAAUUCCCCAAGCUUGAGCCCAAAAAUGUGCAGUUUUGGUUCAAGAACCGGAGGGCCAAGUGCAAGAGGCUCAAGAUGUCCCUGUAGUCCUGCUCAACAUUUAUAUAUGAUUCACUUCUGAUUUUUGCUGCUUGCGAUUCUACAAAAUGCCCGUGCUGGAGUGAGAUUUGGAACUCAUCCAUUCCAAGCUUUCUGCAGACUUUUCCCUCUGCCUGUAGAAUGAAGAACCAAUUUAAAGCAAGGAAAUGCGAUCCUUGUUCUGUUGUUGUGAAGUUCCAAAGUGGGCUGAUUACUAUUCUUGCUUCUACUUAAGGUUAUCUGAAUGUAUAGGUUGUGACAAUGGGAAAAAAUCCUCAAUGUAUGGUUGUAAAAAUCUUGCCUGGCUUGUCAACAAUAAGGAGCGAAAUUAACACAGGCAAGCAAAAAAUGGCAUAAUUUAAAAUUACAAAACUUGUUGUUAGACUUUAAAAUGAAAAUACUUGUUGUGGAACAUAAACACACACGUAAUUAUUGCGAAUAUAGAUCUCUGUCGAACCGUUCCAUGUUAUUGAAAUCAAAUAUAGGUCGCGUAUAAAUAUAUAUUACAAUAUUGAAAAUAAUAAAACUUGACGAGAGAUAUGCAUACAAUAAAAUAAUAAAACAAACCGAACCGCUUGUACAUAUACUCACCCAUUAUUGAAAUACAAAAGACACUUCAAGCACAUUGAUAUUCAAGCGAGCUACUUAUUUUGUGACGCAAUUGUGGGUUAUUUAAGAAAAUUACACAAUGAUCUUUCCUCACUUUUUUAGCAAAAAUUUAUUGCUUGAAAUACACAUAGGUUGAUUUUUAAAAAGUUCAUGUUCAAAGUAAGUCACAGAAGAUAAUUAAUUUAUAAUUGUGAUAUUAUGUAGGUUCUUAUAUAAAUAUGAUUAGUUUGGAUGAAAUGCGUUCCAGAAGAUUCCUGUUUUAAAAAAUUGUUCUGUUUUUAUUGCGCCGAUUGAUUGAGUUUUAUUAUACAAUUGGUUUCUUUCUCCACCGUUCCAGUUGUUUGCUAUUAUAAGUUUCGACCUCAAGUUGUUUUCCUUAAUGUUAUAGCUGUGUGCACAUACGUUAAAUGUAAAGAAAAAAUAAUGAAAAGAAUGUAUAUCAACAAUAAAAAAUAAGA
Messenger RNA from Neocloeon triangulifer, 3535 nucleotides. RefSeq lists its product as uncharacterized. The coding region runs from base 81 to 2477 and encodes 798 amino acids. NCBI's taxonomy places the organism in Eukaryota, Metazoa, Arthropoda, Insecta, Ephemeroptera, Baetidae. Gene Ontology annotation, biological process: regulation of transcription by RNA polymerase II; chromatin remodeling. Gene Ontology annotation, molecular function: RNA polymerase II cis-regulatory region sequence-specific DNA binding; DNA-binding transcription factor activity, RNA polymerase II-specific. The record is from RefSeq and is a predicted model, not a curated record. The transcript is spliced from 8 exons.